AUGGAUGAAGAAAGUGAUAUGAGGGAAUGGAGCUUAGAUGAAGAAAUCCUUUUGUUUGAUCUUAUGUGUGAUUUCAAACCCGCGGGACAUAAUAAAGAUAAACAAAUGAAUACAAUUGUCGAAAAGAUGAACAAAAGUAUAUCAGAAGGUACGAGGGCAUUUUCUGCCGAAGAUAUAUGGACAAAACUUGGAGGAAUGUACGAUUUGGAACGAGUAGAUGAAUUGGAGGACUAUAUAGAUGAAGAUGAAGAUACAGGCGAGGAAAAUGAUAUACAAAGUGAUAAGGAAGAAGAUAACAAAGAAGAUAUCAACGCAACAAACAAAGACUCAGAUUCUUCGGGAUUAAGUGACGUUGAGACAGAUUUGCCGAGUGAUAAGGAGGAAUUGGAGGUACCGAAAAGUGGAAGCAGAGGUAAUAAUAAGAAUAAGAAGGAAAGAGGUCGUAAGGUGGACUUGAAGGAAGAAAGUACAGAUGUGGAAACGAAAGAUUCAGAAGUUAAGAAUGAAGAUGCAAAUGACGGUGGUGAAAAUAAUGAAGAUGGUGAUGAGGAAAACGAUGAUAAUGAUGAAGAUGAUGAAGAUGAGGAUGAACAGGAUGAUGAAAAUGAUGAAAAUGAAGGUGGUGAAGGUUCAUUACCAAAAAGAGUGACACGGGGUGCAAGAAAACACCAACACGAACUUACCGAGCAAACAGGAACACCCAAGUCAAAGAAGAGAACCAGGUCUAGUGCAAAAUUGGAUGCGGUAGAGACUCCACCUCCAAGUAAACGUGGUCAAAAAGCAUCGACACCUCCAGCACAACAAACACCAACAGCUUCGGCUAAGAGAAGAAAGAAAUCCGAAGUCCAAGAAUCGGAAACAGACAAGAGCAACACUAGAAGGAGUACAAGAUCUUCGGUUCCAGCGACGACACCUCUGAAACCACAAGCGCCACCAAUAAGACGAAGUUCAAGAAAAAAAUGA
Debaryomyces fabryi is the source of this 963-nucleotide messenger RNA. It is a transcript of the gene EAF7, whose product is annotated as Eaf7p. Gene Ontology annotation, biological process: regulation of transcription by RNA polymerase II. The record is from RefSeq and is a predicted model, not a curated record. Bases 1 to 963 code for a protein of 320 amino acids. Lineage: Eukaryota; Fungi; Ascomycota; Pichiomycetes; Serinales; Debaryomycetaceae. The transcript has a single exon. Gene Ontology annotation, cellular component: nucleus; NuA4 histone acetyltransferase complex.